AGUCCCGGUCGCGAGCCGGUUUAUCCAAGCCGAGAUCACUUGAUGCGCCAGCUGUAUUUAUGGCUAGUCUCCCGCGUCAGAUAGAGGCGCGUUUCGCCCCGGAGCUCCUUAUCUGCCCCAGCCAUGGUCAACGUCGGCUACGACGAGUCGGGCGACCUCACCUGGCAAGACCCAGACACGGGGGAUACGGUCGUCUAUAAUCUGGGUGAUAUCGCAUGGGUACUAUGCUGCACGGCCCUCGUAUGGAUCAUGGUACCGGGCGUGGGUUUCUUUUAUAGCGGUUUGCUAAGGCGGAAGAACGCGCUUUCCAUGAUCUACAUGAGCCUCAUGACACUCGCUGUGGUGUCCUUCCAGUGGUUCUUCUGGGGCUUCUCUCUCACGUUCAGCGAGACAGGAAGCGCGUUUAUCGGUAACCUCAAAUACUUCGGCCUGAAGGGCGUCCUCGAGAAACCCUCCAUCGGCAGCACGCGCAUACCCUCCAUCGUCUUUUGCGUUUACCAGCUGAUGUUCGCAGCCAUAACGCCGAUGCUUGCGCUGGGCGGCUUUGCGGAGCGCGCGCACCUGGGACCGCUGCUGGUGUUCGUAUUCGUGUGGUCGACGCUCGUGUACGAUCCCAUCGCGUGCUGGACGUGGAACUCGAACGGGUGGACGUUCGUCCUGGGCGGGUACGACUUCGCUGGUGGCACGCCGGUGCAUAUCUCCUCGGGCACGACAGCGCUCGCGGUCUCGAUUUACCUGGGCAAGCGCAGGGGGUAUGGCACGGAGGCCCUCGCGUACAAGCCGCACAACACGACGUACGUCGUGCUUGGAACGGUGUUUCUCUGGUUCGGCUGGUUCGGGUUCAAUGGUGGCUCCGCGCUGUCCGCGAAUCUGCGCGCGGCUCAGGCGUGCAUCGUCACCAAUCUUGCUGCCAGCGUGGGUGGGUUGACGUGGAUGCUUUGGGACUACCGCAUCGAGCGCAAAUGGUCGGCCGUUGGUUUCUGCUCUGGCGCUAUCGCGGGUCUCGUCGCCAUCACGCCGGGCAGCGGCUUCGUUGGCGCUCCCGCCGCUGUCCUGUUUGGCUUCAUGGCCGGCACGGUCUGCAACUUUGCCACACAGAUCAAGUUCUUUGCGGGCUACGACGACUCGCUUGACGUCUUCGCCUCGCACGCCGUCGGAGGCGUCGUCGGCAACAUCCUCACCGCGCUCUUCGCGCAGGCAAGCGUCGCCGGCUUUGACGGCUUCACCGAUAUUCCCGGCGGCUGGCUCGACCACCACUACAUCCAGCUCGGAUACCACGUCGCGGACUCCGUCGCAGGUUUUGGCUACGCCUUCGCCAUGACCACGCUCAUCUGCUGGAUCAUGCAUUAUAUCCCCGGCCUGCGCCUGCGCGUCGGCGAGUCGACGGAGCUGCUCGGCAUCGACGAGAGCGAGAUGGGCGAGUUUGCGUAUGAUUACGUGGGAGUGGAGAGCGAGCUGAGGCCGUACUCGGUGGGUGCAUCGUCUGCGGUCCAGGGGCACGGCGAGCAGUACAUGAUGAAGGCCCGGAGCAGCGUCGGCCACAGCAUGUUCGAUCCCAACUCCCCUACGCGUCUGGCCUAGUUUAGGCCCUGUUGACUCCAUCCGACUCGACCUGCCAGUUGCCAGGCCUUACUGCGCCCUCUGCGUACGCGGUUGCCGCUCUCUCCGUGGCUAGGUCUGCUCGGAUGCAGUCUCCUUCCGCCACUUGUCUUGUUGUGCCGCCUUGUAAAGCCUAUUGAUCCCCGUGGGCUACCAAGUAGCCUCUUCCGGGAUAUACUCAGCCUUGCUCCAUCACUGUUUGGCGCUUCUUGUUAUUAUUGCUUGUACAUCGUGCUGCUGCUAUACGCAUAUAUUACAGACAUUCGUUCAACUCC
This is a messenger RNA of Schizophyllum commune H4-8, 1874 nucleotides long. Its product is annotated as ammonium transporter. Gene Ontology annotation, biological process: ammonium transmembrane transport. The record is from RefSeq and is a predicted model, not a curated record. Gene Ontology annotation, molecular function: ammonium channel activity. The transcript is spliced from 9 exons. Gene Ontology annotation, cellular component: plasma membrane. The coding region runs from base 124 to 1581 and encodes 485 amino acids. Lineage: Eukaryota; Fungi; Basidiomycota; Agaricomycetes; Agaricales; Schizophyllaceae.